Molecule: messenger RNA, 725 nt
Organism: Xiphias gladius (swordfish)
Lineage: Eukaryota; Metazoa; Chordata; Actinopteri; Istiophoriformes; Xiphiidae
Gene: fkbp2
Product: FKBP prolyl isomerase 2
Exons: 2
Coding region: 172-588 (138 amino acids)
Biological process (GO): protein peptidyl-prolyl isomerization
Molecular function (GO): peptidyl-prolyl cis-trans isomerase activity
Source: RefSeq, a predicted model, not a curated record
GGUGAACUGCCCCCGGUCGCGUCUUACGUACAUCCGCUUCCGGCAACAGAUUUCCCAGCUCAUUUCCCUUCCUCGUCCCCCCCCCAGAUUUUUCUCGCCGAGCGCCGAGCGAAGUCUCCGAACUGCACCGCGAACACGAGUGUGAAAACUGGGACUGACCGGACUGCGGCCAUGCGGGUUCUUUUGCUGUUCGCGGUGACGGUGCUGUCCCUGGGCCCGGCGGCGGUGAGCGGAGCCGAGAAGAAGAAGCUGCAGAUCGGCAUCAAGAAGCGAGUGGACAACUGCCCCAUCAAGUCGCGCAAGGGGGACGUGCUCAACAUGCACUACACGGGCAAGCUGGAGGACGGCACGGAGUUCGACAGCAGCAUUCCCCGCGACAGGCCCUUCACCUUCACCCUGGGCACCGGGCAGGUGAUCAAAGGCUGGGACCAGGGCCUGCUGGGCAUGUGCGAGGGCGAAAAGAGGAAGCUGGUCAUCCCCUCGGAGCUGGGCUACGGAGACCGGGGAGCUCCCCCGAAGAUCCCCGGCGGAGCGACGCUCAUCUUCGAGGUGGAGCUGCUCAGCAUCGAGAGGAGAUCCGACCUGUGAGGAGGACGAGGUGGCAGGCGAGUUUGAGGUUCCAGGAGGUGCUGCAGCAUCAAGUGGACAUCAUCUGACCUCUGAUGAAGACCACGUGGCUAACCUGGGAGUAGAGUUGGCACUGCCCGGCAGAGCCACUGUCUUCC